Aspergillus alliaceus is the source of this 315-nucleotide messenger RNA. RefSeq lists its product as uncharacterized. Lineage: Eukaryota; Fungi; Ascomycota; Eurotiomycetes; Eurotiales; Aspergillaceae. Bases 1 to 315 code for a protein of 104 amino acids. The transcript is spliced from 3 exons. The record is from RefSeq and is a predicted model, not a curated record.
AUGAGUGAGGAUCAGGAACUAGAGCUGCGAGGCAAAUCAUUCUUUGAACUUAUACCUGGCGAAACACAAAGCAGCAUUUCCGCUCAUGGUGUUGGAGGAGACCAGCUUUUCCUCCUGGAAGGGACCAAUGUCAUCUUGAUUAAGAAGCAAGCGGCACUACAGUCUACGACUGCUGAAUUUAAGACUUCCCCAAGAGCAGCAGCGUUGCUCGAGGAUAGCCUCUCAGCUCUGGCUGCUCCAACAACGGUCCAUUUUAAUGAGGAAAACUGGGUUGAUACCGUUUGCGAGGAGCUUACGUUGCAGAGAUCGCUCUGA